CUUACAGGUAUUAUAUAUCUACGAUCUCAUCUUAAUAAAUAUCUAUCGGUCGAUACGUUUGGCAAUGUGCUAUGCGAGACGGAUGAACGCGACGCCGGCAGUCGUUUCCAGAUAAGCAUCAGUGAGGAUGGCACUGGCCGUUGGGCAUUAAAGAACGAAUCACGUGGUUAUUUCCUUGGCGGUACACCCGACAAACUUGUAUGUACCGCUAAAACUCCUAGCGCCAGCGAGUUCUGGACAGUACACUUGGCUGCUAGGCCACAAGUGAAUUUGCGUUCGAUUGGACGUAAGCGCUUCGCUCAUCUGUCCGAAUCACAAGAUGAGAUACAUGUCGAUGCGAAUAUUCCAUGGGGUGAAGAUACGCUAUUUACAUUGGAAUUCCGCGCAGAGGAGGGCGGACGUUAUGCCUUGCAUACAUGCAACAACAAGUAUUUGAAUGCCAAUGGCAAACUGCAAACUAUUUGCAAUGAGGAUUGUCUCUUCAGCGCUGAAUAUCAUGGCGGACACUUGGCGCUGCGUGACAAACAAAGCCAGUAUCUUUCGCCAAUCGGCUCCAAGGCUGUGCUAAAAUCGCGUUCUUCCACUGUGACACGUGAUGAGCUAUUCUCGUUGGAAGAUUCCUUGCCGCAAGCAUCGUUUAUAGCUGAGUUGAAUUCGCGUUAUGUAUCGGUGAAACAAGGCGUCGAUGUGACCGCCAAUCAGGAUGAGGUGGGCGAGAACGAGACAUUCCAAUUGGAGUUUGACUGGUCGGCUCAUCGCUGGGCGUUGCGCACAACACAAGAUCGCUAUUGGUGUUUGUCCACUGGUGGUGGCAUACAAGCCACUGGUAAUAGACGUUGUGCUGAUGCGCUUUUCGAACUGGUCUGGCACGGUGAUGGCUCAUUGUCGUUCCGCGCGAAUAAUGGCAAAUUUUUGGCUACAAAACGUUCCGGACACUUAUUUGCCACCUCAGAAAGUAUUGAGGAAAUAACAAAGUUCUACUUCUAUUUGAUAAAUAGACCCAUACUUGUACUUAAAUGCGAACAGGGCUUUGUUGGCUAUCGCACGCCCGGCAAUCUUAAGCUGGAAUGCAAUAAGGCCACAUACGAAACGAUCUUGGUGGAGCGCGCCCAAAAGGGUUUGGUUCACUUGAAGGCACACAGUGGCAAAUACUGGCGCAUUGAUGGCGAAGGCAUCGCCGUCGAUGCGGACGCACCCGCUGAUGGUUUCUAUUUGGAGUUGCGAGAACCGACACGAAUUUGCAUAAGAUCACAAACUGGCAAAUAUUUGGGUGCCACGAAAAACGGCGCUUUCAAGCUGCUCGACGAUGGCAGCGAUUCGGCCACACAAUGGGAAUUCUAAAGCGGUAUUGACGGCUAAAAGUGCUGGGUAUUUGCUUAACUGAUAAUCCUGUUAGUAUGUAAUUUGAAUGCUGCAUACAUACAUACAUACAUAUAUGCAAAAGUGAAUGAUAACAAAAAUAAGCGGAAUAAGUAUUUGCCAAUAAUGAACAUGGAAAAGCUUAUGUGCACACACACACACACACACGCAUACUUACAUAUAUUUAUUAGAAAUGAUAAAGUGAGUAAAAAAGAUAAAAAGGCAACAAAAUAAACUUAAAUAAAAUGCAAUAUAAUUGAGCGACUAAAAUCGUUUAACAUAAAUAAAUGAUGAUGAAUUAAUAAAUUGUAAGAAAACGCAUGCAAUUAAUAAACUAACUAAAAAUACAAUACAAAUGCAAUUGGAGAUUUUAGAAAGCGAAUACUUAAGAAGAGCUAAAUGCAGUUGGUCAAAAUACGCCGUUGAGCGCACGCUUUUACAUACAUAAACACAUACAUACAAACAUAUUGAAAGCAAACAUAAUAUUUUUAUACCGUACCAGAUGUGAAAGGAAUUAAGAAAACAUAUACAUACAUGUGUAAACAAAAAAUACAAACAAAAAAUUGCCAACCAAAACAGGAAACGCACAAUUUUUUACAGAAUUUUAUACAGAAAGAAAAUUUAGCUUUUAUAUCAAGAAAAAACGGAAAACAUUUAAUAAAAAAUUUGCAUUGCCCUGAGGAAAAGCUUAAGUGGUGCGGCGGCAAACGCGCGGUAAAAAACGGAGAUAUUUGCUUUAUAAAAAGCUAACGCAAACUGGCGCGUCAGAAUUUUAGGAAAAUCUUAUUUUAAAUAUUCCAUAUCUGAUGAAAUGUAGAAAGGCCCGAACGCAACAAAGAUUUAGGUUUGAGCUAAAAUUGCGGUUAAGUUGAAAAAAAGGUAGUUCUCGAAUCUCCAACGUGGUUUCUCAAUCGUAUCUCAAGUGGAGAAUCAUAGCGUUCUCAAC
Rhagoletis pomonella (apple maggot) is the source of this 2305-nucleotide messenger RNA. It is a transcript of the gene singed, whose product is annotated as protein singed. The record is from RefSeq and is a predicted model, not a curated record. Gene Ontology annotation, molecular function: actin filament binding; protein-macromolecule adaptor activity. Lineage: Eukaryota; Metazoa; Arthropoda; Insecta; Diptera; Tephritidae. Gene Ontology annotation, cellular component: actin cytoskeleton; cytoplasm. The annotation marks the transcript as partial. Gene Ontology annotation, biological process: actin filament bundle assembly; cell migration; establishment or maintenance of cell polarity. The transcript has 6 exons.